GCACGCGAACGGUGAGACCCAGGCGCUGGCGAGCCCGUCGGUCGAGGAGACUUCCGUUAGCUAGGUCGCUCUCAUACACCUCCCUCCCUGUCCAGAGCAUCGGGCGAGGAUGCGCGAGACCGAGGCGGAGGUGUAUGUUGUUAACGGCGGCAACGACGGCGGCGGCGGCAGCGGCAGCGGUGGCGGCGGCGGCAACGACAGCAGCGACGACGACGACGAAGAUGGGCGCAAGCUGUCGACCGUUCAGGAACUGCCGGAGCUCACUGCCAGCCCGCCGGUCAGCCUGGCGAUGCGCCAAGCACGCGAGAGGAGUCAGCGCGAGGAGUCGGGCGAACCGCGUCGCGAUUCCGAUCAGCCGAGCGAUCGCAACGAAGCCGCGAUCAGCAGCAUUUCCGAGAGAGUAGAAGCGCGCGCGAGGAAAGAGGGAUCGUGCCCGAACGAGGAGCAGAUUCUAAGCUACAGCAACUCGCCGACCUUCUCCGAAUUCUCCUCGUAGUAUUCGAACGGUCAUCCCGAAUCGCGACAGGUCCCCCCUUCAGCAUCCUUCACGGAGCUUCCGACCAGCACGAAGGGCCUCGUCUAUCUUGCCGCACUCGACAGCAUUUUAUAAACGCCAGACGUUUUAUAUAUUCCCACGA
Molecule: messenger RNA, 638 nt
Organism: Temnothorax curvispinosus
Lineage: Eukaryota; Metazoa; Arthropoda; Insecta; Hymenoptera; Formicidae
Product: U1 small nuclear ribonucleoprotein 70 kDa-like
Exons: 2
Coding region: 110-496 (128 amino acids)
Source: RefSeq, a predicted model, not a curated record